Messenger RNA from Podarcis lilfordi (Lilford's wall lizard), 13745 nucleotides. The record is from the annotation of a GenBank genome assembly. NCBI's taxonomy places the organism in Eukaryota, Metazoa, Chordata, Lepidosauria, Squamata, Lacertidae.
GCCGCGCCUGCGCACGGGGAGGUGAGGGCUCCUUAUAUGGGGCGGGCUUGAAAACGCCCCUUCUUCUGUUGCGUAUUGCGGCUCCGGGCGGGGGCGUGGCUUCCUCUCGGCCCCGCCCCUCCCUCGUUGUGACGCUGCUGGGUGUCAUAGCGACGCUAAGCGGCUUCAGCAGAUGGCGAGGAGCCGCCGGUGAGGACGGAGCUGGGGCGCCUUCAGCCCGGAGGUGAGGGAGGGUGAACGUGUGAACGUGUGACGCGGGAGAGGGAAGAGAGGGGUGGCCCGAAGCGGGUCGGGGUCUUCCUUAGCUGAGGCGAAGCGGUUUCAAGACCCCUUUAUAGCACCUGCUGUUUCUACGACACCAGCCUCCCCCCAAAUGCUUAGAAAGCUGAGGUGGUUUUUAAUAGGGGUCAGCGUUUUAACUUUUGUAUUUCUCUCUCUCUCUCUCUCUCUCCAUUUCACUGUUUUAUCUUUCGUAAGCUGCUUUGGGGUCGUCGUUUCGCAGUCAGGCGGUGUGUAAGUUUGAUUAAAUAAAUAAAUACCUCUCCUUUUCCUCCAAGGAGCUCCCCCUCCCCCCAUUCUCACGUCUUUUUAUUUUAUUCCCACAACACCCUUGUGAGGUAGGCUUUGCUUAGAGAGGGGCAGUGGCGGGUGGGGCUGGCCGGCCGGCCAAUAAUAAAAAUAAUAAUAAAUAAUAAUUUAUUAUUUAUACCCCUUCCCCAGCCACUCUGGGCGCCUUCCAAAAAAAUAUUAAAAUACUGUAAUACAUCAAACAUUAUAAGCUUCCCUAAGAACCCUUGAGCCCUAGUUUGACACCCCUAAUCCUUACACCCUGCUGCCUUUCUUCUAGUAUCUGUCCCAAUAGUCUUUUAACCUUACCUGCUAUGUGAGACUGGCUUCAAUUAUUAUUUUUUAGGAGUAGCUCUGUCAGUAGAACUCACGAAUCUUAAUCUCAGGGUCAUGGUUCAAGCCCCACGUUGGGGCAAAAGAUUCCUACAUUUCAAGGGGUUGGACUAGAUUGACCCUUGUGGUCCUUUAUGAUUCUAUAUACAGUGGUACCUCGGGUUACAUACGCUUCAGGUUACAGACUCCGCUAACCCAGAAAUAGUGCUUCAGGUUAAGAACUUUGCUUCAGGAUAAGAACAGAAAUCAUGCUCCGGCGGCGCAGCAGGAGGCCCCAUUAGCUAAAGUGGUGCUUCAGGUUAAGUACGGACCUCUGGAAUAAAUUAAGUACUUAACCUGAGGUACCACUGUGUGGCCAUCUUUCUACCUUUGUCUUCUCUCCCCACCCUCUUUCUCCUCCUGCAUCUCAUUGUUUGAAACUGACACCCCCCUUUAAAAAAGAAAUUAAAGGGUGGUUCUGCCUUUGCACAGCCUAUCCAACAUGUUUCUGUUCCCCAGUUUUGGCUGUCAACCCGCCAGGUGAAGUAUCUCAUUUAGUCUUGCUAUCUGCUUUAGUAAUUCAAAAGCCACGGGUUGUGAGAAAACUGCUUGUGUGCCAUGAGAAGUAAAGUUUGUGCGCAUCCACGAAAGAGGCCGUCUGUUGUGUGUCUGCAAUGCAUGAUUCACUAUAUGGGUCUUGCCUCCUUUCAGUUAGUCUCUUUGCCAGGGGUGAGAGGAUAAUCCUGCCACCUCUCUGCAUGGGGUUGUGUGAUGGCAUCAUUCAGUUACCCCAAUAUAGAGUUGCAUUUUUGAGUGCCUCUUGACUGUAAGGUGGAGGCAAGCAUGAAGUGAGCGGUCCUUGUAGAAAGGUGAAUGUGCACUCAUCCUAUAGAAAAAAAUUGGCCGCUGUCAGAAUAGCCUUUUUCAGGUUGAAGAAUGAUGUGUGCCUCCAACUUUAAAUUUGUGUGUGGGAUUGUACUGAAUAGUUGGGCAUGGUAGUUUUAAGAACUAGCUCCUCCUGUAUGAUCCUGCCUGUCUAUUGUGGUCCUCAGUGGAGGUUGUUCUCUGUUUCGCGACCAUGAGAGGUGUGGCUGGAGUCCACAUAGGACAAGGUCUUCUUCUUUUGUGGAACUCUCUCUUGAAUAUUUGUUUGCCCCCCCCCCCCCGUAUUUCCAUGGCUUGUAAAGGCUGUGUUUUUGUCAUGCCUUAGGGGUGGAUUAGCUCUCUCCGUGACUUCUGUUUGUGCUGCUUAUAAAGCGUUUAAAUUGCUGAGAUGCUGUUGUGUUUGAUUAUGGCCCCUUCCAGAUGCCCUUUUUAGUUUGCAUUCAUGAUCUGUGCUCAUGAUGGUAUCAAGGUGGUUACGUAAUCUGUUUUUCUGGUACUUUUUGCACGUGCAAAAGUUUUGGGCGUACAACUUGGUUUCCUGCCAGUGCAUGUCCUUUAACUUCCUCCUGAAAUUCUGUAAGUUUUUAUGCCAUAAAUGUCCUGGCUUUUUUUUUUUUUUGAUACAUUAUAGUUCAAGAGUGCCUCUCCAAAUGGCAGCAAUGCAGUAGCACUGGGGAAGCAUCACAGAACAACUUAUAAAGCAGAAUGAUGGGUAGAUGGUCCACUACAGUGGUACCUUGGUUUAAGAACAGCUUAGUUUAUGAACAACUUGGAUUAAGAACGCUGCAAACCCGGAAGGAGGUGCUUUGGUUUGUGAACUUUGCCUUGGAAGCAGAAAAUGUUCCGCUUCCUGUUGAGUGUGUUCCAUUUGUAAAUUGAGUCCCCCGCUGCUAUGGGAAAGCAUGCCUUGGUUUAAGAACGGACUUCUGGAACAGCUUAAGUUCAUAAACCAAGGUACCACUGUACUAAUGUUCUGUUACUGCUUCAGUGACAUAUUGCAGAACACGCCCCAAAACAAACAAAAAACAUAGCCUGGAGGUGCCCUACACAUUUUCCUGUUUUGGUUGGUUGGUUCUGUUAAUUUUUAAGUUUUGAAAGGUGCGCUUGGGGGCCUUUUAAAAUGGCCAGGUAUACUAUUUGGGUUACCAGGAAUGUGAAAACAUGAACUUAAUCGGUGAAAAAGGACUGUCCUCAACAUUUUCUCUCAGUAUUCUGUCAUACACCAGUGUGACCCAAGUCUUAGAGCCCAACCCAGUGGUGUCCCCGAAUGCACCCUUGUAUAAAUCUCUCCCCUUCUCUCCCCCAUGUAAAAUAAUGAUGAAUAAUCCCAUCUUUGUUGGGGGAUAUAAAAUGCUGUACAGUAUAUGGGAGGAAGGGCAGUGUUACAGUGUGAUCAAGGCCUUUCAUUCCUGCUGCUGAAAGGCCUGACCCACAAUGACAGUACAGUAUUGCAGUCAUCCCUACAGUCACACAUUGUCCUAAUGACAUUCAUCUUGCUAGUAAAUAAUGUUUUUGUCUUGGUGCUGGUGGGGAGCGAGCUACUUGUAGAGAAAUGGGGUGGGAGGCCCUGUAGGAGAAGUGGGUCAGGGCCAUGAGAGAGAUGCUCUUGGGGGUAAGAAGAAGCAGUGGGUUUAAGUGGGGGGAAGGGGGUGUAGCUGGAUGUGGCUUGUGCUUAGGGAACUUGGAUUUCCUCACUUUCUAGGAGAAGUCUAAUUAGAUACAGUGGUGCCCCGCAAGACGAAUGCCUCGCAAGACAAAAAACUCACUAGACGAAAGGGUUUUUUGUUUUUUGAGCUGCUUCGCAAGACGAUUUUCCCUAUGGGCUUGCUUCACAAGACAGAAACAUCUUGCAAGUUUGUUUCCUUUUUCUUAACACCGUUAAUACAGUUGCGACUUGACUUCGAGGAGCAACUCAUAGAACGCGGUGUGGUAGCCUUUUUUGAGGUUUUUAAAGACUUUGAUGAUUUUUGAAGCUUUUCCAAGACUUUCCCGACACCAUGCUUCGCAAGACGAAAAAAAUCACAAGACGACAAAACUCGCGGAACAAAUUAAUUUUGUCUUGCGAGGCACCACUGUACUGUUAUGAGUGUUUCUGGUCUUCCUUAGUGACCCUCUCUCUCCUCCUUUUUUGCCCAUCUUGAGUGGUGAAGGGUCUGGUCUUGAUUUUACGUGUUUUUCUUUGUGUUACGUGUUUUAAGUUUGUUCUUCCAACAUCUCCCAACCAGUGCACAUUCUCUUUAUCUAUCCAAAAAAUAGCGCUAUUGUUUUUUAGACAUGGGUAUGCUUCUUUUAAGGUUAUGUCCACAACUAGAGCUUAGUUCUUGUUUGUUUUAUUUAUUAAAACAUGUUUCCCUGUUUGGGUGGCUCUUAAGAUGUCUCACAACAUAUUUUAAGAACAAUACCACUGGGGUGGAUUUGAUUUAAAUCAAAUAGAUUUAAAUCACUAGUCAGUAAGACUUGAUUUAAAUCAGUUUCUGCAUACUCGUUCUUGCUGGUAUAAUCUUAAUAUUUACAACCAGAUGAAGGUUUCAAUUUUGGAAUAAUAAAAUUUAAAAGUAGUUUUUACAGUUAUAUCAAAAAUUACUGAUUUGGUUAUACUAUUAGAAAUACAUAGACAUAAUUAUGAAAUUAUUGUGAGGUUUAAUAAGUUAACUGUUUACAUUUAGACAACUUUUCUGCUGUACUUUAUUGGAAGGAGAAAAAUAAUCAUUUCCUUAAUAACAAUUUAAAUAAUUUAUUUAUUUAACAUUAUAGCAUAUGUAUCCAUAUUUGUUAACUAAUGUGGUUAGAGACUUUAUUGUUUAGACAAUGUCAGGCGAGUCCUGGGAAGAAGGGCCUGGAACCAGUGAACUCUUAUUAGUUGACUGGCAAGCACUUUAAGGACUUAUAGAUCCCAGUUACUAUUUCCACCCUACCCCCCUUUGGAUAUGCUUCUACAUUCAGGUGUAUAUUCUGUACAGUUCAGUGCAGUUGUUGGAACCCAGUGGGGGAUUAUUUAAAUCAAAAAAAUCCUAUUUUUUAUUUUUUUUUAAUAUCGUUGAUUUUUAUCCACCCUGAAUACCACAAAUGAAACAGUAUUAAAAAUCAUCAGCUGAUCAGAAAAUGUUGUUAAUCUUGUCCACAUUCUUCUUUUACAAAUCCAAACCUUAACUUCUUGACUCAAAGUGAGCGGUGCCCUGAGCGUUCCAUAGUUUAAAUGUUACAGUUGGGGAAAGUCUCGUCUCACAUUCAUGCAUGCCUUACUUCAGGUGAGGGGUGAAGAACUUGUGCCCCCCUCCCACCCCCAAGUUGCUGGACUAAGUACCAUGAUCAUUGGCUGUGGCUGAUGGGAGCUUGAGUCUGACAAUAUCUAGAGGGCCACAGAUUUCCCCAUGCCUGCUUUAGAUGACAGGGGUUCAGGCUGCAGACCUGCAAGUCUUGAAUGGUGCAUAUUACCAAGUUUAUAUCAAAGGAGGCAGUUCCUGAAGUAUCUUGGUCCCAGACUCUUUAGGGCUUUGAAAGUUAAGACUCGCACAAGCGGGCACUCAAUGAAACUGGAACAACACUGUAUGGUAAUCCAAAACAUCUUGCAGCAGGCAACAGUCUGGCUGCUGCAUUCUGGAGCAAUGGUAGUUUCCAGACUUACUUCAAAGGAUGAUGCUGGAUCCACAAGCCCUUCCUAGGUGUACACUAUACCUUUCCUUGCCCGGGAGCAUAGCCCCACCAGCGGCAGGCCAAACAUAUGAAUCUGUAUGAUACAGUAUACAUAUAUAUUCAUGUCAUAGCUGUCAAGUGUCCCUUAUUUGAAGGGACAGUCCCUUAUUCCAGCGCCAUGUCCCACUGCUGUCCCUUAUUGAUGGAUGUCCCUUAAAUGAUGUCCCUUAAAUUUCAAAGGAAGCACCUCCUCUCCCUCCCUCCCUGCCAGCCAGGGAGGAGGGAGGCUCCAACUGUGUUGCUUGGCUGUGUUGCUCACCCAGUAAGAAGUCUAAGAACGACUGGGGGGUGGAGCUUGCAUGCCUUGUGUGUGGCUGGUUAAUGCAACCUGAGGGGUUUUUUGAAUGCUGGACGCCAUUUUGUUGCACGUGCUGCUGCAAACUUUGCAGUGCAAAGCCAGGCCGGGGAGCCAUUUUAAGCUGAGGCUGCAUAGGCCUUGUGGUGCAUGUGCUUCAGAUUCUAUUCAGUUGAACCUCUGGUUACAAAGUUGGUUGGACAGUGUUCUCGAAACUACCCAGCAUGUUUGACCAGACUGCAGGAGGACAGGAAAACUGGAGUGCCUGGAACAGGUGAGGCUGCAGGUCCCUUAUUUUGGCUGCUGGUCCCUUAUUUUCAAAUCUGUAAGUUGACAGCUAUGAUUCAUGUGCAGCGAAAACAGCGUCAUUUGCUGUUUUUCCCCCUAUUGUGAUUGCAUUAGCAAGAGGGAGGACAAAGGUGCUGCAACUGUUUAUAUGCUGCAAGCUGUUUGGGAUCCAUAUAAAGUGCAGGAAGUAGAACUGGACAAUAAAUUUUGGUUUCCAAGUACUGUAUCUUCUUUUAAUGAUUUCUAGGCUGUCUUUGUAGGGCAAACCCUUCUCAAGGCAGCCUAACUUCAAAUUUAAAAAAGGCAGUUAACUUAAAACAUUUCAAAAGCCAGCACCCUGCUCAUAUUAAUUAAAUAUCAAACAGGAUACUUGGUUGUCACUCUUCUCUCUCUCUCUCUCUCUCUCUCUGUGCUUUCUUAUGCCUGGGCAAAGCAAGCUACAAUUUUGAGGUGAGAGAAAUGAGAUAUCCUCUUGUUUUGCCCCUUCCCAGAAAUUUAGCACAGCCGUAAUACAUGGUGUAAAAGUGAAGAGAAACAGUGCAAAAAUGUAGAUUGUAUACAGGUUGCAGAAUUCAUUCAUUUCCCCAUCACCAUCUUGGUGCAGAAUUCUAACCUUUUCUUUUGGAUUACAUGUGAAACUGAUGGUGUCCCUUUCUGAAGCAGAUUAACCUGGGGUGGGAGAGAUACUGCUUUUAAUGUCAACAUUUGCCCUCUGCUUCACCAUUUCAGGACACAUUAGGAACCCCCUCCUUCCCGAAAAAACCUGAUGCAAUGGGGUCUUUGCAAUCUGUCGGCACCAGCUCCUACUCCUCCAGGCGACGACAGAGAGAAGAGGACAACGAUUUGCUAGACAACAAGGAUCGGGAGGAAGACAUUGCUAAGUUUCCAUAUGUUGAAUUCACUGGGCGAGACAGCAUCACCUGCCCCUCCUGCCAAGGCACUGGCUGCAUCCCAACAGGUAAUUCUGGCUCUGUAUACCUUAGCCUGCUAGCUUACUUCCAGAGGACGGUGAGUUUUUGCACUACUAGGCCAUACCUUAAUGGCAUCCUAAAGUGCCUUUUCCUACUCCUGCAAAUCCUGUCUUCUAGCAUUUCCUACGAUCUCACCUUGGGCUGUGCAAUAACUGUACUUGAGAAGUUCCUCUUGGGCCAGGCCGGCCAAUGGCCUGGAGAGCUUCCCCUGUGUAUGUUGUGGCUUACUACUUUGAUCUAUCUGGAUUUGUGUGGAGUAAACCAAUCCCUUGUCCUGCAGGAAUCGCUGGCGUGGUAUUCACACAACUUGCUGUUGUUGCACACCAGUCAUGCCUAAUAAGUGAGGGCUGUUGGAACAUAGAGAAUCCUACCCCCAACAUAGGACUUGGACUGGGCUUCCUUCAGGCCCCUUCCUGCUAUACAGUUUUGCAAUCUGCUGUUGUCAGUGGACUCCAUAACAAGCUUCAGCUCCCAUUGGUUUUUAAAGCAUGUUUCAUCCUGUGGGAUCUUCCCUGCUCCCCACCCCCUUGUGAUUUUCCUGCCACUUGUAGUUUAUGUCCUUUAUAAAUAACAGUCACAUGGUGAUGUGGUGCGCACCUCGUUUCUCAGAGGUGAGGUUGGACAGACUGAAUCUCACUCUGCAGACCUGAUGUUGCCUGCCUCUGGUGGGGCAAACUUGGCAGAUUCUGUGGAGUGGUAGGUAGCACCUCUAGAUCAGGAUUCUAGACUCAUUUCUGCCACAAGUGUAUAAUUUUGUUCAAGUUACAUUUAUUUCUAUUUCUACCCUAUACAGGGAUGAAGAACCUGUUGCCUUCUAGAUAUUGUUGGAUUCGAACUCUCAUCAGCCCCAACAAGCCUGGCCAAUGGCCACAGGGGAUGGGAGUGGUAGUCCAAUAAUAUCUGGAGGGCCUCAGGUUCCCCUUCCCAAUCUUGUUUGUUUAUUUUACUUAAACUAAAGGUUCCCAAGGUGGACUUGAAACCAGUCUGUUGUUUUGUUGAGUAUGAGUUAUCAUAGCCUCCAAUUCUUUAAACAGCUUAGGUAACACCUACCCCAUCCCACCCGUCCUUGUAGAGUUGUUCACUUCUCAGUCCUGUUGAUAAUUCAGGAAAUUCAAGUAAGCUAUUUAGGACUUUUUCAUAUGGAAACCCAGAUUUCACAGUUCUCAGGCUGACCUUAAAAAACUGUGAGGUGCAUAUCUGUGCAUUGAAAACAAGCCUGUAAGACUUGAGAGCUUCUAGCAUUGGCAAUUACUUCUUGCUUUCUUCUUCUAGAGCAAGUCAACGAAUUGGUAGCUCUAAUACCAUACCAUGACCAGAGGUUAAAACCUCAAAGGACGUAAGUACAAAUGAAGUCUCUAACUCCUCUUGCUGCCUUUAUGUUCUGGACAUAGACAUGGAAGUGAAUUAAUAUCCUGCUGAGAUAUCUCACCUCCGCGUCCAGUUUGCUUUCUGCCCAACUACUCUAAUCUACAAAAUGCCUUGACUACUUCUUGAUUGUAACCUGAAAUGUUUACUGAAUAAAUCAGAGCCUAUAAAAAAAGGCAACUCAGUUUGUUCCCAUUCUACAAAGUGAAUUCCAGUAUUUCUGGUGUUUAGUAAGGCAGGUGUCUUAACAAGUUUGCUGAAUGUGUUAGCAGAUGCACACCAUACAUUUAAAGCACACCAAACACACAUUUAAAGCACAUGGCUUCCCCCAAAAGGAUCAUGGAAACUAGUUUUAAGAGCAGCGGAACUGUAGGUCUGUGAUGGGGGAACUACAGUUCCCUGGAUUUGUUGGGGAGGAGUCAUGUGCAUCGAAUGCACUUUAAACAUAUGGUGUGGAAGCAAAACUGAACGUCUCAUAUUGAAGGCUUUCCCACACAUGAAGUUUACAUAGCCAUCGAACCUCUCUUCCAUAAGCUUGGGGAUACAGGAGAGCAAACCACAGAUUUGCUACUGUAGGUUUUUAUAGAACUAGAGAAAUAACUGCUUUAAGUUCCAUGUGUGGAAAUGUCUUCAAACCACCAAAAGGAGACUUUAAAUACUUUAAAGACUGACAGGAGCAUUGCGGCAGAAGCUGUUAUGAAGAAGAGUUUGCUUCCUUAGAAGUGUUUUCCUUGGUCAGCAGAUGUGCACCCACUCAUGGGGAGAGCAAAUGUUUAGUCUUGAAACUGUUCUUGGCCAAGUUGUGUUUUCCCUGUAAAAACAAACUCUGGAAGUCCUGUUUACAAAUUCAAUCUCGGCUUUAACAGCCAUUUUGACCACAGUGGCUGGAUUUUGAAGGGAAGGAGAGGGAGACAGUGACUUGUGGGCCUAGUGAGUGAAAACCUAAUGUUGUGCUUCAGAUUGCAGCCAGCUUUGUACAGAACCUCUCUCUGCCUUGUUGGGGUGAGCCCAAAGAUGGCAUUGUCUGAGCAUCAUAAUUUCCUAUUUCAGGCUUUGUGCUGGAAAGCUGUAGUGCUUUUUUUGCUGCCUGGCUUGAUGCAUAUCCUGAACAAAAAAAGUGUGUAUUAUCUGUUGCCUGCCCCCAGAGAUACUGAGGUGCAUCUUCAGGAUGUUUUGAGGAGCUUUUGUAUAAUGAAGGGUUAAAUUAUUUUUUCUGAUGGGAGGGUAAGGGGAGAAUUUUGCAAUGAUAGGACUUUGUGGAGAAGAACUGAUGGAUUAAAUAUAACAGCCUAGUCCAGUGCCUUGUGCUUCCUUUGUGUUAUGUACUGAAGUUCUCACCCUGGGCCAGCAGGGGGAUACUGUAGGUAGUUAUGCAAAUAAGGGAUCGAAAGUGACACUCAGUGAUUGGAUAGUUUUAGAAAAUUGCUACAUUUACGUUGUACUGGAGCUCUAUAUAAGCAGGCUGACUGAAUCCUUCAGUUCAGUUCUGUUCUGGCCUGUGAAUAAACAAGAGCUGUUUGAAGAAUCGCUGUGUCGUCUGAUAUGUUCACCCACAACUUAACACUUUGCAAAAUGGAGAUGUGCUUUGGUGUGUUCACUAGUUGCUGGGAAUCACGAGCAAGGAGAGUGCUGUUACCCUGAGGCUCUGCUUGCUGAUGUUCUUCCUGUAGGCAUCUGUUUGACCAGUGUAAGAACAGGAAGCCUUUGGCCUGAUCCAGCAAGGUCCUUCUUAUGUCCUUAUGCAUAUAAUGUGUGGAUCUGUUAGCAGGAGCUGAGCCUAGGAAGGGAAGCUGGCUAAACUGUUGAUCUUGUCCUCUGCAGGAAACUCUAUGUUUUGGUGUCGGUGCUGCUCUGCCUCCUGGUGUCGGGGCUGGUGGUCUUCUUUCUCUUUCCUCAUUCAGUCCUUGUGGAUGACAAUGGCAUCAAAGUGGUUACGGUCUGGUUUGACGAGAAAAACUCCCUUGUGGUCCUUGCCAUCACGGUAAUACCCAAGUGUGUCUAUAUGUUACUUAAUGCAGCUGUAGUUUUCUGGAUUGGUGCUAAGAAUCUUACCGGCUUCCUGCCUUUCUUUUCCUCUGUCCUACUUUAUAGGCCACUCUCCGGAUCAGAAACUCCAAUUUCUACUCGGUAGCAGUAACUAGCUUGGCCAGCCAGGUGCAGUACAUGAAUACUGUGGUUGGGACUCGGCAGAUCAACAACGUCACCCGUAUCCAGGCACUGAGCGAUCAGCUGGUACUGCAGUCUGGAAAAGCAAUAGGGGUCUUUCCUUUAUGGUGGGGAGAGAGGAGAUGCAGCCUCUUAAACUAAUGCGACUUUGCUUGUGCCCUGUUUUUCCAGGUGAACUUCACAGUGAAGGCUGAAAUGGGUGGACCAUCUUCUUAUGUAUAGUAAGGACUUGGUUUUUUGCUUAUCUGUGUUUGGACCUCAGCUAGGCUCUGCAGCACUUACCCCAGAGUAGCUGCCACCUCUCUCCACCCACCUCCACUUUUCUAGAGAGCUUUUGGUUCCCUCAAGUAGUUAAUUGUCUUAUGCCUGCUGGAGCAACUGCACAAGCUUUGGAAAUGGUCUUUCAGCAAUAUCUUGCAAUUGUAUUAUAGCAUUGCCUCUCAAGAUGUGGAGAAUCAUGCCCCUCCCAGCCAAACUUACGAUAGCUUUUAUUGCAUGCUCCCACCACAAACCAAGAAGCCUCACUCGAGUGUGGUGUCUUGGUUCUUCCAUGCCACUGCUCUCCUGGUUCCUAGGUUUCCCUUCCCUCUUCUUGCUACUUUGCUGCAGGCCCAGCUAUCUCACACCAGUGUGGUAUAGUGGUUAGAGUGUUGGGCUAGGACAAAAGAGACCCAGGUUUGAAUCCCCACUGGAUGGUUGGGCUAGCUCAAGCUCUUUGCGUAACCUGCCUCACAAGGCUGUUCAAGCUAGAAAGUGCAGAUAGCUCCCAAAUAAAGAUAAAAAAGGCAUCAAAAUGUUAUCAAAGCUUGAAGAGCACUGCACUUCAUUAAACACUUGUCGUGAGAUGGUAAUUUGUCAAUAUGAUUAACGUGACAAGACUUCACAUUUUGUGUGUUUCCUUUUAAUUGUUCAAGUCUCUUGCCAAUUUAUUUCUUUGUCUUGGUCUCUUCCAGUUUCUUUUGCACUUUACCCAAGAUCAGAGUGCACAACAUGGUGAUUUUCAUGAGGUAUGCUGCUCUUAUAUUCUGCUUUGCCUCUGCUAGAAGUAAAUUUGACAUCAGUCGAUAAAGUGUGAAUUCCUAACUAGACCUGUUCCUGACCUGUAGGACCACUGGACUCCCAGUAAAUGUGUGGGUUGCAAGGAAGUACAGUGUACCUUGGGUUACAGACGCUUCAGGUUACAGACUCCGCUAACCCAGAAAUAGUACCUCGGGUUGAGAACUUUGCUUCAGGAUGAGAACAGAAAUUGCGCAAGGGCAGGCCCCAUUAGCUAAGGUGGUGCUUCAGAUUAAGAACAGUUUCAGGUUAAGAACGGACCUCCAGAACAAAUUAAGUUCUUAACCCGAGGUACCAUUGUAGAGUUUUGUGAGAAAUAAAAUAAAAAAUUAUCUGCUGGGUCAGUCCAAAUCUUGAAAGCUGAACUCUGUGACCAGAAUAAAUCACACAAAUCCCCAGAACAGAUUGGGGAAGGAGAGGGGAGAAUGUUUGCCUCGGUGCUUCUUUGAAUGACUGCAUUUUUAGCAUAGUAGAAAGGGGUACAGCCUCCCCCCCCCCCGCCGUGAUUCCUUCUCUUUGCUUCUACUUCUCAGGACUUCAGUGAAGAUCUCCUACAUUGGCCACAUAACUCAGAGUUCCCUGGAGACUCAUCAUUACGUCGACUGUGGUGCGAAUAUCACCUAUACCCAAGGCAGUUCUCGGCCUGUACCCACACCACCAACUAGGGUAGGUGUAGCUCAAGAGAAGAACAGUUUGAGUCAGCUAAUGUACUUCAGUGAUCCUAGCAGCCUGAUUUCGACUACUGUAUAAACUCAGGACAAUGGGACUUUGCUUUUGUAUUUUUGGAGGGCAGAGAGGGGUUGUUGUAGUUCUUGGUGAAACGGAAGCUAUGAAUGUCUCUGCACGCAGCACUUCUCCCACAUUAUUACAUGAAUAGCUGGACGACGCCUCGGCUCUUGUUUCGGAACAGCCUCUGCUUAGUCCCCCCCACCCCCUUCACGCUGCCAGCAUCUAGCUUGUGUUAUUUUGCUCUUAGCUGAUCAGCCUUGGUUCUUGAGGACACCCUCUUGAGAGCUUCUCUGUUCCUCCGUAAAAUUAGGGAAAAGCGUGUUUCUCCAGGUGCUUCAUUCCGCUGGACUACAAAGAAUGAAAUAAUUCCUAGGAUGGUGCUCCUAACUCUGUUGUUACCAAAGAGGGGAACUAAUAUUCGAUUGUGGAAGGGGAAGUAAUCUUAACCUCAUUUCUCGUGUACUGGUUUGAAACACUUGGCUUGCUUGUUGUCGGUGAGACUGACUAGCCAGGAAGUGAGAAGACUAGCCAGCAAUCUAAGUUUUGCCGAAGCAAAUGGAUUUUGCAAUAGUUACAGCCAUGUUGUGGGUGGGGAUUUCUAGACAUUCAACGGGGUUUUCAUGGUUGCAGUUCUUUUUAAGCUAGUUUUGACAUGCUGAGGAUUGGGAAGCUCCUUUGAUGUCUCUUAAGUGUAUUGUUCUAAAGGGAGUGCUAUUGAUUUAGAGCAGAGGUGGCUAACCAGUGGUCCUCCUGCCCCUAGCUUUCAUUCUUCCUUCCUGACAACUGGCCAUGUUAGCUGGAUUGAUGGGAAUUGGAAGGCCACAGGUUCCCUAUCCCUGACUUAAGAGUUGUCACACUUUCUGCAUCAGAUUUUUCUGCUAGGAAAGGGCUAUGAGACUUCUGGAUCUUUGCAUUAGGAAAACCUAUGAGCAGUGGGCUUUUAAAAAUCUGACUCUCCAAGCUGGGAAAUGUUGGGUCAGUUUAGUUGGCCCCUGUGCUGUUUAGAGGGGUUUGUUCUCAGUAUUUUUGUACUUUGUAGUAAAGAAAAAUAUUUAUCUUUUUAGUGUUUCUGUCUACAAUGUUCCCCUCUCUUGUAAGGAUCAAGAGGGAUACAUCCUAGGUAAACCGGGAAAGUAAAAUUUAGGACUGGAAGGAUACUCCUCUGGGUCACUACUAAUCCUUUUCCCUUUACACUUUAGUAACUUAAAAUAUCUGCUGCUGAAGUUCAUCUUCCCUUUAACACUUUUUUGUGUUCUAGCCAGUCUGUGGAGAAAAAAGACACCCAUUUGAAGUGAGUUUUAACUCUGUAUUUUGAUACUUAAAUGACGGGGAGAAUUAAUGUUUCUAUAGAAUCUGUACCUUUCUGCUUGGAAGACUCUAGUGCUAAAAAGUUAAUAAACCUUGUCUUUUGCUUUUGA